Paramuricea clavata is the source of this 4624-nucleotide messenger RNA. The record is from the annotation of a GenBank genome assembly. Lineage: Eukaryota; Metazoa; Cnidaria; Anthozoa; Malacalcyonacea; Plexauridae.
AUGGUGUUUUGUUCAGGUUGUGGUACUGAAUACGUCCACAACGCAAAGUUUUGUCAUAAGUGUGGCAAAAAAGCAUCACAAAUUGCAGUUCCUAACGAUAUAAACGACGACACUUCAGUUUCAACUGGAAGCGGGACAACUACCAGCGCCUCUACUAGUCAGUCAAAUGAACACCGAACCACUUCUGACAGAUCUGGAUCAUCACGCCUAUCAUUCAGCGCUUAUCGCAUGAAGAAAGAACAGGAACGAUCAUCAUGUUCACCUAAAGGACCUAUGGCGAAGAAGUCGAAGAAAGCCGCCUCAAAAAACACAACUGUAGAGGUGAAAGUUAAUGUGGGUAUCAUGACAUUGAGAGAUGGAAGGUUAUUGCCCAAAAGAAACACAAUGUUGCCCUUAACUGUCAACGACCUAAUUGGCUCAAAGGAAUUAUUAGAAAAGGCUGUUGAAAAGCAUAGUUGCUUUAACAGUAACUUAAUUUCAAAUAUCCCCAGCAUGUAUAAGCUGUUGUAUGGUAACAUUGCUCAAGUACAAGAGGCAAAGAUCAUUCCAGGAUCUAAGGAGCCUUUUUCUUUAAAGCGGUACAAAGAAGAAAUUGGAAAACCUUACAGCAAAAUUAGUUUUUACAUAUGUCCAUUAACAGAUUUUCUUGAAGAUUUUGUUAACUCUUCAUCAUCAUCUGAUGAGCAAAUGUGUGACAACUCUGCAAGUGAUGGUACUCAAGAGCAAAACCAGUCCAGCUCAGUUGAAGAACUGACAGUCAUUUCACCCAAUCCUACUAUUCCUACCCAAAGUAAAACAGUUCAAUGUCCCUUUUGCCUAAAUCAUUUUAGUGUACAAGAAGUCCAACAUCAUGUAGAGCAGUGUUCAGAAUGGUUAUUGAAUGAAGAUCAUGAAGUACUGGAAGUGAAUAAUUCUGACAAUGAACAGACUGUUGCUGAAAGUCAGGUGAAAAUAUCUGAUAUGGGUAAGAAUGAAAUUAAAGAAAUGCUGAAAGAUGAAGUUGCACAAGUCUCAAAAUUAGACCUACAACAAGAAGGAAAAAAAAGGGUGACAGUCAGACGUAAGAACAUAUGGGAAGACUUUAAAGAUGAAAUUUUUCAAGGAAAUAGAAUUACCCCUUCCAGUAAGAUUAAGGUUGUGUUUUCUGGAGAGCCCGCUGUGGAUGAUGGGGGACCUCGGAGAGAACUAUUUUCAGGUAAUGUAUUUGCUUGUAAUUUUCUGGCAAAACUAUAAAUUUUCUAUUCUGUUAUUCCUAGGCUGAACCUAUUAUUCCUAUAGGCAUUAUAAUCGUUUUUGGUUUUCUAAAAUAUACUAUACAUUUAUUUUAGAGUUCAAACAAAUCAUGGAUGCUUUUCUUCCUGUCCUGAAACCUAAACAUUAUUAAUUAAUUAAUACGUACAAUACAUUAUACUAAGAUACUAUUCCUCAGAAAGCUUACAUUGUUUGUCUCUACAAAUAUCAUAUAUUAUAGAAAAAGCAUAUAUUAUAGGAAAGCCAUUGUACCUAGUUGGUUAGGUCGAGUUGCCAGGCCAUAUCUGAGUUCCAGCUUCAAAACAUCUAGCUGACUAGCUCAUCAUACGAGAAUGAUUGAUAAAUAUAUCUAGGAUUGAUAGGUUCAGACUAGAAUCACUACAGUAGAUGUCCUUAAUGUCCUUAUUAGGUAUAUGUCCUUGUUACAAUUUGUUACAAUUUUCGUUUCAGCAUUUUAUAUGCUUUAAAAUUAUAUUAUAUAACAUGCUGACACGUUUUUGUUAUGGUAGCCGCCUUGUUAAUAUUUCAUUACUUUCACAAGAUAAAUGUAAAAUGGAAUAAUAUUUUUAGAUCUUUUGUCCAUCAUCAAAAGGAGAUAUUUUCAUGAUGGGUCACCAGUUAAAUCAACUAUUGCUAUUAGUAAUGGAGAUUUUAAACUGUGUGGAAUAAUCAUGGGAAUGUCCAUCAAGCAAGGAGGUCCAGCACCAAAUUUUAUGACGCAUGCUGUUUCCUGUUUUUUCACUGGAUGUGAGAUGUUGACUAGUGAUGUCAGAAGCUCAGCCUAUCAAGAUAUUGUUACAUGUGUGAGUUAAUAACUGUAUGAUAUAGUGUUAUAAAAAUCAGUAGAACGCUUGCAUUUAUAAUAAUAUGCAAUGAAUAAUCAGUUGCCUAACUCAUUGACUGGCAUUACUCUUUUACUGAUGAGUAAAGCAUCUGCCAUUAGACAGAGCAAAAUACUUAAUUAGGGCAAAUAUGGGUGCAUUGCAAGCUGAUGAGUUAACAAAAGACACUGACAGAUAAUUACUGUAUGUUAACUUAUUAACUAACAGUACUUUUCCACUGACAAGUAAGAUUAUCUGGAAUAUAAGACAGAGUAAAAUUUUAAAGUAGGGCACAUCUUUGUGCAUUGCAAGGUAAUGGGUUAAUUAGGUUAUAUCAACCUAUGUCCCAAAUAUGAAAAAGCACUACAAAAAAGUACAUGUAUGUAUUAUCUUCUUGAUACAGCUCAGCAAUGCAACAACUGAUGAACAAGUAAUAGGAAUUCUAACUAAGGACUCUAGCUUGGACAUUCUACAAGAGCUGGGAUAUACAAGUGUUCCACACAUGGAAACAAUUGCAACAGCAAAAAGAAUUGUUCAGUAUGUACAUUAGUUUUCUUAUUGAUCUCCUAAAGGGUCAGUCAAGCAAGGGCGGAUCAUCGCCAACACAUGUGCAGAAUGGACUUACAUUCCCUUUAAUCUUUAAUAUUCUGACAUUAUCAUUCUGACAGGCAGUCAAGUCAGUCACCGAGGUGUAAUUUGUUUACAUUUUGAGCAAAAUAUAUUGAUAAAGUAUGAUGUACUUGACACUUGUUGAUAUCAAUAUAGUUUAAAAAAUUUUCCAUUUAGAAGCUUUCAAAACAAUGUGAACCUGGCCUUGACCACCUCUGAAUAUUUAGCUUAACUAAAUUAUUUUUGGAGAUUGAAAUUAUUUUUGGAGUUGCAACUGAGAGUGUAUGAAAAUAUGUUGUUAAAAUCAUUAAAAAAAUAUUUUAGAUCAUUAUGCAUGAAAGACCAAAUUGGAGAUGUCUUAGCAGAGUUGAUGGAAAUUAAGAAUGGGUUAGAGGCUUGUGGCAUCUCUAGUGAUACUAUUAAGAAAAGAGCAGAGUUAUGGCAAAUCAUGUUCAAGUCAGGCAGUUUCUUUAGUCUUCCUGCUGAAGAGUUUUUGGAUGAGCUGAUUGUUGUUUUCAGUGAGUCACAAAUAAGAAAAAAUGCAGAAAUUGAUGUUUACAAAUUUUUCUGUGAUGCUAUGCUAUCCAUUGAAAAUGGUUGUAAGUACAAACUACAUGAAUAAUUAUCUUCAAGCAGAACUGGAAUCAUGAGCAGAGAAUGAUGUUCAGUUGAAUUUUAUAUUAAGGGUUGUUUUCUUCUUCAAUCAUAUCUUACGUAAGUGUGUUGUAUUUCUUUGUUUUCUGGGCACUAAAGUGCAAUGUUACUGUAAAACAAUAGAAAAUGCUACGAUUGAAGUGGAAAACAGCCAAGGGGCAGUGUCACGGUUCUACUGCGCAUCCAAAAUAUGCGCGAACUUGAAAAACUGUCUGCCAACAAUUAAUCAAGUUAGGAGUGAAAUGCGAUAUACUAUUUAUAAUCCCUUCGUUUUUGAGGACAUCCUUGCUUUGUUUUAAAAAUUGAAGGCUGCUGCAUCUUUUCCAAUCAUGUAGCAUUAAUUUUAAACGUUUCUUUUCGCCGUUUAUUUUAGCCAAUCAGCGCCGUGACACUGCCCCUUUAAGUAUCUCUUAAAGAAUCUCACAUCACCCAAUGCAAUAUGUACCAAACAUUGGGUAUUUACAGUACUGUUGACCAUUUCUUCACAUAAUGCAACUUAAUUCUUUGACAAGGCUAUGAGGUGGGGCCCACUCCUGCCCUCAUUAUAUCCAUUAUAUCUCAAGUUGUUUUCUUAACAUGAGGACAUAACAUUGUAAUCAACACUCAAAAUCAGUUUAAUGCAUAAUAUUUGUUCAGUUUAAUUUUACUUAUUUAUUUAACUUAUUACAGACUUACAGUCAUGCCAAUGGAACUUGUUCCUAAAAUAUCGUAUCAAUUCAUUUGUUCCCAUGGCCAUGAACCAAUUCAUUUCAGUUUUGAAAUUUUGACAACUUUUAUAUUGCUAUAUAAUUGAAUAGCUUCCUGUUGCUGCAAUCACCUUUGAUUUUGGUGUAAUUGACUAAUCUUCAAAUACAUGAAGUUGAAAGCAAUUUGUCAACUAGCUGUCUUAAACAAAGUGGUUCAGACAAGCAAAUGAAUUAACACAAUAUUUACAUAGCCAUAGGAACACUCCAUUGCCAUACCUAAUUAUUCAAUAACAAUGCAAAAUAAUUUGAUUGUUAUAAUUAUUUACAUGUAAAUUUGUCUAACAUAAUUUAGCUGUUGAAGGAUUGAGAACUGCAGACAUUUUAAAAUGGAUGACAGGGUCAGACGAGGUUCCACCACUUGGUUUCCCAAAGCAGUUUGAACUGCAAUUCACCCAUGGUUGCAAUGAAUUAUGCAAAUGCAGGCCAACAGUCUCAACAUGUGACAUGUCGGUGAAGAUGCCUGUUCAUAUCAGCACCCUUGAAUAUAUGAAGGAAAUUCUUUAUUCAGCUGUAAAGGAUUCACAUGGGUUUGGAAACCUUUAA